Messenger RNA from Gopherus evgoodei (Goodes thornscrub tortoise), 6199 nucleotides. Its product is annotated as KIAA1107 ortholog. Gene Ontology annotation, molecular function: protein binding. The record is from RefSeq and is a predicted model, not a curated record. The transcript is spliced from 18 exons. Lineage: Eukaryota; Metazoa; Chordata; Testudines; Testudinidae. The coding region runs from base 326 to 5752 and encodes 1808 amino acids.
UGAAGGAGAGCAGCAUCGAUUGGUCAAGAUCGCUUCCGGACCGCCCAAUGGGAGGAGGGAGGCUGGCUCUGUGUCCAAUGUGCGGAGGUUUCCGGUGUGGAGAAGGCGCCCGGCAAGUUAGUUGUUUUGAGAGUCCCUGGGCUGCUUGGUGUCGCUGCUGUAGGGUGGACGCCGUCCCUCGGGGCGAGCGCUGGCGUACGGGUUCUUCGUGAAUACCAGCGAUGUCCUAUAAACUGUGUAGCUCAGGGACCGUCUGUCAGUCAUCGACGCUCACGCUUGCGUUAGUACAAGAAGCUGCCGCCUAAGAGGGAGCGGACCCCGGCACAUGGCGCGGUGUGGGGGGGACGCUGUCUCGAAAGACACCAGCUGGGUCCCGGCAGCAGGCGGCGGGAGGGGGGUGUGGGAGCGGCAGAGGCUGAAGGAGAUGGUGGCUGAGCAGCUCCGUCAGGAUCUCGGCAGGCUUCUUAAAGAAGAAAUACAUGCAGAUGUCACUUUUUGUGUCGGUGAUACUCUAUUCAGAGCGCAUAAAGCAGUGCUUUUAGCAAGAGUUCCAGACUUCUUCUUAUACUGUACCGGAAAACAAUUAACUAAUCUGAAAGACCAUGAAACUUUUAAUUUGGAGAACUUUGAGCCCUCAGAAUUUAAAACAUUUCUGCAGGUUGUAUAUUCGUCUGAUAAAAACAUUAGGGAAAUCGAGGAAGAGGCUCUGAGGAAAAGAGUACUGGAGCCCAGACAAACACAGGAAAAUGAAAGCCUUACAUCUGGUAGUCUUCAGAACACUCAAAUAUCAGGUGUAAAAUGCAUUGGAAGUGAAACAACGUCUGUUAAUCAGCAUUUUCUGGACGGAGCCAUAGAAAGAGAAUUUGUUUGUUCACCUCAUACUGAAGAUGAAAUUCUAGAAGCCAGUCAUGCUGAAGGCAAUGUAACUAAGCCAGGUAAUUCUGAACUAGAAACCGCAUCUGGGUUAGGAGGAGACUUAAUGAUGCUCUACAAGAAAUGUUGUUGUCCAGAUAUUAAUAUUUGGAUAGAAGGCAACCAGUUUCAAGCUCACAGGGCCAUUUUAUGUGCCAGAUCUAGUUACUUUGCUGCUAUGCUGAGUGGAAAUUGGGCUGAAAGCUCCCAAGAGCACAUCACUCUUCAAGGCAUAAACCAUGUAGAAAUGAAUGUCCUAUUGUAUUUUAUAUAUGGAGGAAUGCUGGACUUCCCAAACAAAGCUGAUGCUGGUCGAAUAUUCAGCGUUGCUGAUAUGUAUGGGCUAGACGGGCUGAAAGAAGUAGCUAUCUAUAUUCUCAAAAGAGACUACUGCAAUUUUUUUCAAAAGCCUAUUCCUGGAAGGCAGCAACAUGUGCUAGAAUGCCUAGCUAUUGCUCAUUCAAUGGAAGUCGAGAACCUUUAUGCUGCUUGCAUGAAAUGGAUAGUAAAAUAUUUUGUGAAAUGUUGGUCAGAGAGGAGCUUUGCCAGUUUACCCACUGAACUUCAGAACAACUGUCUUACUGUGAUAAUUCAAUCUUUGAACUACAAGAAUGCAGCUUCUCUUUUGAUGGAAAGUGACCGGCUGCUCAGUAGUCUUCCCCAAGUGAAAUGGUCUGAAACGGCUAUGGCCUUGGCAUCUAGGCUUCAAGAAGAAUGCAUAACAUUUAUUGUAACAAAGUUCCCUCAUAUAAUAGAGAGUGAAAGUUUUCAUAUUUUCUUGCAGGCACAAGCAAUGAGCAGCAAACCUGAUCUUCUAGAACAAGUUUUAAAAGCAAUUGAGAAAAACAUUAGCAUUGGAAACAGUUGCUUUCUUCUUAUAGCUGUGGAUACUUUGUUGAGCUCCACAAGUGUGAAGGAAAUGGGUUUUACAUGCAAGAUCCAGGCUCUGCGUGAUAAGCUGUGGAUCUUCCUGGUUCAGUCUUUUUAUGCUGUUUGUCACACAGAAAGCUGGAAGCUGAUGAGACCAGAUCAUCAAGAGAAAAUACAAGCAGCUGCUUUUGACAAAGGGGAUGAUCGAAGACUUGGCAAAAAACCUGUAUUCACUAGUUCUCAGCUAAACAGACGCAUUACUGACUCUGUUGAUAUAAAGCACACUUCCUGGAAAGUAAAAGGCAAGAGUAAUUAUUGUGGCAGUUCCUUCACUAAUCAGGAUAAAAUGAAAUCUGAUGGAUUAGGAGCAUCUGGACAUACAUCAAGUACCAAUAGAAAUACUGCUAAGACUUCAAAACAUGAUGACUUAAAGGGAAAAGAUAGUAAGAAAACAGUUUCCAAGAUUACAAAAGAUUCAAAAACUGGGGAAAAAGUUGCUUCACCAAAGGCUAGAGCUGUCAUAAAGCCAAAAAUAGAAAGUAAUGGAAAUGCUAAGGCUGAAAGCUUGAUUACCAAACAAGAUUCAGAGAAGUCAUCAUCUGCAAGUGGGCAAAAAAAUUCUGGAAGUGGAAAAGGUGUAAAAAAUCAGGAGGGAAAAAGUUCAGGUGCCAGACCUAAAGUACUUACUGGAAGCCCAAGUGUGCAAAUCAAAACAAAGCCGUUGAAGAAAACUACAGGGAAAGAAUCACCCUCUCUAGUAACAGAGACUGACAACUUGCUGAAAGUUCCUAGCUCAAGUCCCGAUUUACAGAUUUCCAAUGAACAACUAGAUGAACUCAAAGAGGAUAAACCAGUAGAUGAAGGAAAAAAACAUACCGCAAUGAAAACAAAGUCUGUUUUGAAGAUGACUAAUGGAGCCACCAACAAAAAAGCUAGUGAAUUUGAGACUGACGUUACAACAAAUAGUGUGACAAAAAAACCCACUGGGAAAGGAUACAAUGAACAAAGUCCACAAACAGUUUUGAAGAAAAAGGGAAAUGUGAGUGGCAAUUCUGCAGCUCAGCAGAAGAAAAAGAAUGUACCAGCUAAUGUUGCUAAAAACCAAGGACCACAAGGAGAUUCACAAAAUUCAUUAAAAUCUGGAAUGUCUCUGAAACAAAAUGAAGGAAAACACAUGAUGCAAAAUUUGUCUCAGACAACACUUUCAGAAAAACAACCUUCAUCUAAGAAAAAGAGUAUUAAACAGUCACAAACAUCUGCAGUUAAAGCCACUGCAAAAAUAACAACACCCAAAAAUCAGACGCAUUCAAAGAAAGGUGAGACUAUGAACAGUAAAGACCCAAAACAGAAAAUAGUUACUGGGCAGCCUAUAUCAAAAACUCAAUCUUCAACACAAAGACAUUUAAGAAGUGAAUCUCCUGUUGUCCAGAAAAACGGGCAUAGUCCUGAACAGAAAAUUUCAGAACAGACACUUGAACAUACAUCUGCUACUCUUGCAAUUCAGCCACAUGGCAAUAACAAAUGCAGCCCUGCAAAACAAAGUAAGUGUGAAAAAUCUAUGACAGAGUGUAGCACAGGAGACCUACUCAUGGAAUCAGGGCAACCUGAUCCAAGAAAAUUAUUGGAUCCUCUUGAAAAUGAGGAAUACAAAGUAGAAACCAAACCUUUUUGUACUCAAGUUAGAGGACAAAAUGUUGCUAAGCUGAAUAUUUCAAUGCAAAAUGAAAUGGAAUCAAAACAGGUUUGUGAAGAUGAAAUUGAAAUUGCAUAUCUGGUCGAUAAAAACAAAGAUGAUGGUAAUACAACUGAAUUUAAUUGUUAUACAGAGCCUAGUAGAAAUGCAUACUCAGUCAUUUGCAAGAAUACUGGCCAAAAACUCCCUACUUCAGUUUCAGAAGAAAGAUUGAAAAAGUGCAAAACUGUUUGUGAUUCAGCUCAGAAAUACUUGGGAUAUUCAGGAAACAGCAGUGAUACCUUAAACGCUGAAAUGGGCAUUAGUUAUGGAGAAGAUCAUUUACCCAGCUUUUCUAAGAUAAUGAAUGCCUCUAAUUCAGAACAAGAUGAAAGAAAAUCGUCUAAGACUCAUGUAAAGGGAUUUGCAAGUGCUGGUCAAUUGUCUGAUAAAUCAGCCUUGAUCGAAUACAGGUCUGCUACAGUAGACUCAGAUGCUGCUUCAAAAUGUUUCACAGGACACGUUACAGAAAAAUGUUCACCUAAAGAUAUGGAUACUACAGAAACACCAGAAAGCCAUGAAAAUUCAGAAACUCCCUUUGUGGAUCGUUGGAAUUUGAGUACAAGUGUGUUGGAUCCAAAAGAGAGUCCUGAAUCUGAUACUGGCAGUGCAACAACAUCUUCUGAUGAUAUCAAACCGAGAUCAGAAGACUAUGAUGCUGGAGGUUCACAGGAUGAUGAAGGAUCAAAUGAGAGAGGGAUUUCUAAAUGUAGCACUAUGUUGUGCCAUGAUUUUCUUGGAAGAAGCAGCAGUGAUACAAGUACACCUGAAGAACUAAAAAUCUAUGACAGUAGUCUAAGAAUAGAAGUGAAAAUGAAAAAAGAGGGUUCAGAUCUUUUUCAUGUUAAUUCAACAAGUGAUGAUGAGAUACCAAGAAAAAGACCAGAAAUGUGGUCACAUCAAGGUGUAUUAAGGAUCAAUACUAGGGAAACUGAAAACACUACUUUUGGUAGCACACAAUUUACUCAGGAAGCAGACCAAGUUUCCUCUUCUGCAGAUGAAACGGAAGAUGAAAAAUCUGAAGCAGAAAAUGUAGUAGAAAGCUUUCCUCAAUCUAACCCUCCUACUCAGCCAUUCCAAGGAAUUGUUAAUUUAGCUUUCGAAGAUGCAACAGAGAAUGAUAUUGAAAGUCAAGAAUUUUCUACAACUAAAAAAUUUAAGCGAUCUGUUUUACUUUCAGUAGACGAAUGUGAAGAGUUGGGAUCUGAUGAUGGAGAUGGUCAUGCUCUCCUUCGGCAUUCCAUAGAUUCCCCUACUCCUUCUGAUGUUUUUGAUAGUGUAUCUCAGGAGCAUCAUGAAAAGACUUAUUAUUCAAGGUAUUCGUUGGAAACUGAAGAUGGAUUCCUGGAGUGCAAACAGCAAGAAAAGGAUAGAAGUGACAGAUUAGAUAAAAGAGAGCACUUUUUUCUAGCUCCUCAUAGUACAGAAAUCAAAGGAAAAGAUAAUCAGGGUGCUUCAGUGACAGAACAAAAUUGCCCAGAGAAAGUACUGUCAGUAGCAGAUAGUCAGUGUUCAAUAGAAGAGCAAAAGGUAAAUAGUAAGAAUGAAGAGAUUAAUGAAAUUCAGCAGUGCAAUAAACUUUCAGACAACGACACGAAGUCUCAAGAAAGACCAUGUCAUUUGGACCUUCAUCAAAGAGAUACUAAUUGUGACAUGCAAAAGAAGAGUUCUGUAAAACCCUGUAAGAAUCAGUUACUGACUCUGGAAGGUCAAGUGAGAGAGUGUCAGCGAGCACCUACUGAAUACACUAAUACUGAUUUACCUGCAGGGGACAUAGAUGAUUGUGACGUAUUGGCACAAACCUGCAUGUAUGAGCAUCGACCUUCAAAAACCCUUUCUCCAAUAUAUGAGAUGGAUGUUGGAGAAGCUAUUGAGCAAAGGAUGGAGUCAGAAAGGGACAUUCUAGAUGUGGAUUUUGAAGAUGAGCAAUUUGUAGAACAGGACUGGACUCUUCUCAGGCAAUUGUUAUCUGAGCAGGACUCAAACAUUGAUUUCAAAAACUCUGUUCCUGAAGACCUUAACUUAGCACAAUAUCUUAUCAAUCAGACACUACUUCUGGCACGAGAUGGUUCAAAGCCUCAGGGUAAAUCACACAUUGAUACUUUCAGUAGAUGGACUGAACUAAUGUCACCACUGGAUGAUUCUUCAGCAAGUAUCACAGUGGCGAGCUUUUCCUCUGAAGAUUGUUCUUCUCCUCAAGGGGAAUGGACAAUUCUUGAACUGGAAACCCAUCAUUAAAGUGAUCAAGUGUUUGAAAAUGGACUCCAACCCCUACCCCAAAUCUAUUUUUGAUGCAUUGUUUCCAUACAAUAAUGAAAUACUGCAUCAGUUAAGAACAGCCAAUUCUUGAUACUGAGGCAAUGUUUCCAAUAUAUUGAGGUAAAUACUGUUAAUUUAUAACCUAGCUUUAGUCACAAAUAGAAUAAUUUUUCAAAGCUGAAAUAGAUGUUUUUCUAAAAUCAACUUCGAGCAUGUAUUUUCUAGAAUUGUUAGAAAAAUUAGAUGACUUGCAAGAAAAAUCUUGGUUUAAACUCCAUCUUCCAUCCUCUUUCUGUCGUUUGUUAAUAUAGUCUUUAUUGAGCAUGGAUUUUAACAUGUGACUGCACAAGAAGUAGCACUUUUUUUCGUUUUUGCUCUUCAUACCGUGAUUUUUCAACAAUAAAAGAUUGAGCAUUUGUGUUGAAA